Messenger RNA from Pisolithus orientalis, 642 nucleotides. RefSeq lists its product as uncharacterized. The transcript is spliced from 4 exons. NCBI's taxonomy places the organism in Eukaryota, Fungi, Basidiomycota, Agaricomycetes, Boletales, Pisolithaceae. The record is from RefSeq and is a predicted model, not a curated record. Bases 47 to 427 code for a protein of 126 amino acids.
UGGCUCAUCACUGCAACGACUCGAACGACGGCGCCAAGACACAAGAAUGCAAAGUUUCUUCUACGCCGUCCUGCUCCUGCCAGUCUUCCUCACCAUCGAAAGCACGCGACUGGCAUUCUGGGCAUCGCUCGUCUCCUCGUCGCCACCGCCGUCCUUCGUGCCCUCACCGCUCGUCCUCUUCCUCCACGCAGUAUGGGGAACAGUCGUGUGGGUCGUGUGGAUGCUCAUGGCAUGGGUACUGUGGGUACCCGUCAGAGCCAUCCUGUGGAUAUGGGGAAUAGGAAGGGACGGCGCAUAUAAGCGAGCCUCUGCAGCGGCAACUGCUAGAUGGUACGAUGCAAAACGUCAGCGCGCAAGAGAAGACGCGUCUUUCUCUGCCUCUGCGUCUCCGUUGAAAUCCAAUAAGCUAUCUUGGUAUAUAUACUGAUACCGGAUAUACGUGCAUUGUGUGUAUCACCAUGAAGGUAUAUCUUCGUUGAUUUCUGAGUCAUAUCUUGUUGUACCCUCGCCACGAGCGAGGCCGUGUUGUUGUCUGUAAUCUUGUUCGUGUUCUGUUAUUGUCGUUGCAUAGAAGGCUUGUAUACCGUGUCGUUUGGGGUGUCGAGUACAGCGCGAUGCCCGAAGAACUCAAGAGAGGGGGAA